Molecule: messenger RNA, 783 nt
Organism: Acanthosepion pharaonis
Lineage: Eukaryota; Metazoa; Mollusca; Cephalopoda; Sepiida; Sepiidae
Source: the annotation of a GenBank genome assembly
AUGACUCCUCCUCUUCCUCUUCCUCUUCCUACUUCUUCUGCUUCUCGUCUUCGUUCUUCUAUUCCUCAUCAUUUUCGUCACCUUCCUCCUCCUUCACCCUUUUCGCCCACUAAUUCCGCUUCCUCUGCUUUCUCCUGCUAUACUUCUGCACCUCGCUCGCUUCCUUUUUUUAUACCCCUCCUCCUCCUCCUCCUUCUAUUUCUUCUGCUUCCCGUCUUCGUUCUUCUAUUCCUCAUCAUUUUCGUCACCUUCCUCCUCCUUCACCUUUUUUACCCACUAAUUCCCCUUCCUCUGCCCCCUCCUCCUCCUACUUCUUCUGCUUCUCGUCUUCGUUCUUCUAUUCCUCAUCAUUUUCGUCACCUUCCUCCUCCUUCACCUUUUUCACCCUCUAAUUCCCCUUCCUCUGCUUUCUCCUCCUAUACUUCUGCAUCUCGCUUGCUUCCAUUUUCUAUACCUCCUCCUCCUACUUCUUCUGCUUCUCGUCUUCGUUCUUCUAUUCCUCAUCAUUUUCGUCACCUUCCUUCUCCUCCACCUUUUUUGCCUACUAAUCCCCCUUCCUCUGCUUUCUCCUCCUGUUCUUCUGCACCUCGCUCGCUUCCUUCAUCUAUACCUCCUCUUCCUCUUCCUACUUCUUCUGAGUCGCGUCUUCCUCUUUCUUUUCCUGUUCCUUUUCGUUUAUCGCACCCUAUUCUUCUUCAUUCAAUGACCCACUUUUUUCUUUUCUUUUCUCUCUCUCUCUCUCUCUCUCUCUCUCUCUCUCUCUCUCUCUCUCUCAUCUUCUGA